Molecule: messenger RNA, 921 nt
Organism: Oryza sativa Japonica Group (Japanese rice)
Lineage: Eukaryota; Viridiplantae; Streptophyta; Magnoliopsida; Poales; Poaceae
Biological process (GO): iron-sulfur cluster assembly
Cellular component (GO): chloroplast stroma
Molecular function (GO): iron-sulfur cluster binding; protein-macromolecule adaptor activity
Source: RefSeq, a predicted model, not a curated record
AGAAAGCCUGGAUAGAGAGGCGGAGCCCAAAAACUCUCCAACAAUCCGGGCGGCCCGGAAACCCCCAGAUCUUUCCGCUCCUCCUCCUCGUCGUCGUCUUCCUCCUCUUUCCUCCUCCUCCCCGUCUCUCCCUCUCCGCUUCUCUCUCCCACCAACCCCCCGCCCCCACCCAUGGCGCUCGCAUCCGGCACGUCCUGCGCCCUCCCCGGCGCCGCGCGCCCCCACCUCGCCGUGUCCCCCUCUCCGCCCGCCUCCUCGAUCCGUUUCUGCAGAGGCGGCUCCCGCGGAGGCAGGGCCGUCGUCUCCCUCCGCGCCUCCGUGCCUCCAGCAGCAGCGGCAGCAACAACAUCUGGUAGCAUUGCACCUGCAAUUUCAUUGACUGAAAAGGCUUUGAAGCAUCUGAAUAAAAUGAGGGCUGAACGGAAUGAAGAUCUCUGUUUGAGAAUUGGAGUUAGGCAAGGUGGAUGUUCUGGCAUGUCUUACACCAUGGAGUUUGAAGAUCGAUCCAAUGCCAGCCCUGAUGAUUCAGUUGUAGAAUAUGAUGGCUUUGCAAUAGUCUGCGACCCGAAGAGCCUUCUUUUCAUGUUUGGAAUGGAGCUGGACUACAGUGACGCCCUUAUCGGUGGUGGAUUCGCCUUCCAGAACCCAAAUGCAACAAAGACAUGUGGGUGUGGCAAAUCUUUCGCCACCGGAAAAGAAACAGAGAGCACAGCAACAGCCUGCAACAACUAAGCUAGAAACAUAUAGGUGGAAAUGCCAUAUAUAUAGCUCACCCUUGGCAAAAUGUUCUAUGGAUAUACCACAGAUGAAUACUCGAAACUCAGAAGUGUAACGAUUUUCAUUACAGUUUGUGUGUAUCACUGUAUCCAAUUGGACAAAUUACUGCUCGAUAGAAUUCAAAGAUAGUUACCAUGAACUCCA